Mugil cephalus (flathead mullet) is the source of this 2447-nucleotide messenger RNA. RefSeq names its product ADP-ribosylation factor 2b (gene arf2b). Bases 156 to 701 code for a protein of 181 amino acids. Gene Ontology annotation, biological process: vesicle-mediated transport; intracellular protein transport. Lineage: Eukaryota; Metazoa; Chordata; Actinopteri; Mugiliformes; Mugilidae. The record is from RefSeq and is a predicted model, not a curated record. Gene Ontology annotation, cellular component: cytoplasm; plasma membrane. The transcript is spliced from 5 exons. Gene Ontology annotation, molecular function: GTPase activity; GTP binding.
CAAUAGUUACACCAUGUGUGCUGUGAUUGGUCAACUUCUCAUAGUGGGAAGUGCUCGUACGCCGGUGUCUCCCUGGUUGCGCAAGACGCCAUUUUGGACUGACAGUGAAAGAUAACGGAAAGAUCGAGAAGCUGUCUUUCUAGAGCUUCGUCACCAUGGGGAAUGUAUUUGCGAGCUUAUUCAAGGGCCUGUUUGGCAAAAAAGAGAUGAGGAUUCUCAUGGUGGGACUCGAUGCGGCUGGAAAAACAACUAUCCUAUAUAAACUGAAGCUUGGAGAGAUAGUCACCACCAUUCCCACCAUUGGUUUUAAUGUUGAAACUGUAGAAUAUAAGAACAUCAGCUUCACAGUGUGGGAUGUGGGCGGUCAGGACAAAAUCAGGCCGCUGUGGCGCCACUACUUCCAGAACACUCAAGGGCUUAUCUUUGUGGUGGACAGCAACGACAGGGAGAGAGUGAACGAGGCGAGGGAGGAGUUAUCCAGAAUGCUUGCUGAGGACGAACUCAGAGACGCUGUGCUGCUCGUUUUCGCAAAUAAACAGGAUCUCCCCAACGCUAUGAACGCUGCAGAGAUCACAGACAAGCUGGGCCUGCACGCCCUGCGCCAGCGCAGCUGGUACAUCCAGGCCACCUGCGCCACCAGCGGGGACGGCUUGUACGAGGGCCUGGACUGGCUCUCCAACCAGCUGAAGAACCAGAAAUGAUCCAUUCCACCAGUUUUGAAUUUUGUUUGUUUAUUUUUCUGUUUCAACACAGCGGCAGCACCGGAUCCAGGCCCCUCCGCUCCCAUCUAACCCCGUUUUCAAAUCCCAGCUCUUUCUUUCUUUCAAGAACUUCCUUCAUUCCCUCCUCCUGCUUUCUCCCCUCGUCAGUACUCUCGGGGGCUCUAGCCUGUGCUGCUUGUGUGUGCGUGGGCGUGAGCGUGUGUGUGUGUGUGUGUGUGUGCGUGUGCGUGUAUACCUUGUGUGUUCAGCGAGUGUGCGUGGGUGUGAAGGCGUCUCUGCGUAUGUUGGCUGGGAUUGGGAGUAACCCUGGCGUGCCUUUUACACACCUCCUGUGGAAUCAGCAGUCUGGUUUUCAAGCCCCUUUCUCCAUCCACCAAACUCAGCCUCUGCCCCACUCAGCCUACCCCCACUCUCAGUCUUGCACGGCCCCCUUCUCCCCACCCUUACUCUCCAGAGGAAGCAUGGUUUUCAUACGGCAAAGAAAGAGCAAGGGUGCAAGCUCUCCUCCCUGUAGUGUAUAUAUAGAUAUAUAUAUAUAUCUAUCUACAUAUAUAUAUAUCUAUGUUAACUAGAAACGUUCACCCAGUGUAGACCGAAUGCUAGAUGUUCAUUUUGACCUCUGUCUGAUUUUGAAACCUCAAACCCACCAGUAAGAGAUUCAGUAAAUUGCAUCUUAACCUGUAUCAGGUCGAAACAAAUCACACAAAAAAAAAAAACAGGAAAAAACGCAAGAAAGAACGGCCAUCCUCGAUCAUUCUGCUGUCAUCUGAAAAUCAUGCUGUUUGUUUUAUUGUUAUUAUUAUUAUAUUGGAGUAUAACAGAUUAUUCUUAGCAAUGGUUCUCCAGUGAACACUACCUUCUCCCCACCACUAAGUGAGACCGUGAAGCACAAGGCAAAUCAACAAUCUUUAAAAAAAAUAAAUAAAUAAAAAAAAUUAUUAUUAUUCGAAUCUGCAAGUAUAUGCAACUCUUUUCAGAUCUUUUGGUUUUUGUUCCCCGGUGAAAUUGGAUUUCUGAGGCGUCCUGACUCAAUCUGACAGUGUUCCUACUUCAUGUCAAAUACAAGCUGUUGGACAUUUCAAACUUUCAGCCGGUUAAUGGAGACAGCUGUCCUGAUACAUUCACAAGCUUCACAUGUUAUUCCUUUAAAGACAUGUUACAUGCGUGUUUUUUUUUCUGUAACUAGUUUUAGUAUUUCUAUUUGUACUAUGACUGCUGAACCAAAUGCAUUUGAGCAGUAUGACAAAUCCUGUAUGUUGAAGUGUAUCCUCGAGGGCCUCAGCUGAUUUUGACGAGUUGUAUUUUUUUUUUUUUCCUCACACCAACGGUUGGCAGUUUUACUUUGAAAUCUUUUUUAAAAGCAUCCAGCUGUUCAUGUUCCUGGUUGGGAUGAAGGAUUGGCGCCAAAAUAUGAAGGCUCUUAAACUGUGAACGGUCCAGACUUGAAGAAAGGUCCGACUGUCUGGGUGUUUACAGGCUACUACUUCUCAUUGGCUUUGCCACAGAGAAGACCAACACAGCUGGAAGGACUUGGUGGUAGACCUGUUGAGGGGGGGAUGGGUGUGCGGUUACCUGGUCGUGAGAUUCAGCGGGCGUCCUCAGUGUUGAACCGUGGGGGUUAAGCUGGCACUUCUGUCAAGAAUGAUUGUAAAUCUGUAAGUUCCCCUGUAAACUGUUUCUGUGGGGAUUUCCUGAACACAUUAAUAAACAUGAUUUGAUCCAACA